ACCCCUUUUUACAAGCAGAUGAUGGCCACGUCGUGUUUACAGGCCUCUGAGCACCGAGCCAGGUGGACGUGGGAGGAUGGAGUGCAGGGAGAAGAUGGAGAAUGGACGGAGAAGCCUUCGCUCGUACUGACAAAAGCAACAAGUACAAGAAGGCGGUUACGGCGACACAGUCUGGCCUCAUCUGUCGGAUCCGGUUCGACUAGUACUACGGGCUUCGGAGGUUUGAGUCUGCACGGCACGACGCUGCAUGGAGGGUCCUUCCCUCGGCUGGAGGCGAUGAGGAAAGCAGAUGAAGCGCGUACGGUCACGCUGGAAGACGUCAAAGCUGUUGCAGUGAGGUACAUUAGCACGGGUUUGCUAGAGAAAAUGAAAAGGUCCACUGUAGUCACUUUCGACGAGUUUUACAGAACUGAUGCAAUGAACCAGUUUCUCUGGAGUGUCCUUCUCUACCACAAUGCCUUUACCAUGCACGAGGAAGCCAGUAGCGAUGAAAAUAUUAAAGUACCAGGGGCACUGGGUGAAGAAGCUCGCAAGGCUCUGAGAAUGGCAGAGGAGGAGCUGGAUCAAGCCAGUGUUAACCUCGGAGAGCAGUACUCCAGGCUCAACACAGGACAGAGCCAUGCAAGUCUCCACCAUACCUGCAAGGGAAGUCUCAGGGCAUCAAGAACUCACAGAGACCAACACCUCUACGAGGUUAUCUAUGAGUUUGCGAUGUUUGUGACGUGGAUCACAUUUGGCUACAAGGACUGGAACAGCAUACACAAAGAGUUGGGCAGGUUGUUUAAGACACAAGCGUUCAAUAGAGAUGUGAGAGUUCGGGGAGAAGGUAGUAAUGUUUACGUGCAUACUGUGCCACGUACACUAACACCACGGUUUCAUAAUAGCAACUACCGGGUUUUUUGAAGAGCUAGGAUGUAAGAUGGACAGAAAGAGCGAUGAAUAGUGAGCAAUAUUCAAAUUGUACUCUAACACAGAUUAUCCUUGCACAGUCUUUCCUACAGGGUGUUCUAUGACCGUCCUCCACGAGGAAAUCUUAGAGAUCUUCGGUCUCCUGCCCUCAAAAGCUACUUUGCGUCACCCAAGGAGAGACACAUGUGGGCAUUUGAACCUCCGUAUCACCCAAAAAGGUUGGACUCAACUAUCUUACUGCAAAAUAAUGUCUUUUGGCACAGCAAAAGGGAGGCCCCUAUGCCAACUAGUGAAAGGCCUCCAGAGAAAUUAGGAGUUAUUGGUGAACAAAUGUCAAAGGUCAAUCCUGACAACUUGAGAUACAAGGAAGAAGAUGAUUUCAUCCCAGACACUGGUUCCGUCAUGACCUGUGACUCAGAACACCAGGACUGAGAGCCAAUGGAGUCACGCUUUCUUAGUAGAUGUUGAUUAUGUAUCUUACCCUCCUGAUGUUUGUGUUCCUUUUCUGACUAGUGAUAAUAGUUUCUUUUCCCGUAUGUAUAGUCAAAGAGUAAACACCAAGCGUGCAUUUUGAUAACACGUGACUGUAUAUAGUCUCUGCUUGGGACAUAGCAAGCUAGCACCGACAAAGAAAGACACACUCAGCAGUUUGUGUCAAGGUUUGUGUGCAAGGACCAACGUCUACUGCUCAACCCAGUACAGCAAUGAGUGAAAGCAUUGGCUUACAGCCUAGCUCAGAUGAUGGCUUCAGUCAAGUUGAGAUCCACCGCUACACUGAGAUUGCUUUUCGCCCAUCUACCGCACAGCCUGAUCUGACUGCGACCGUUCCUUGUCAAGAAAGCAGUGUUGAUGCAGAAACAUCAUCCACCGGGACUGCUGCCCUCCCUAAUUCAGUUGGAGCAGAUGUCCACAACAGUUCCCAGUCAGAAUCUCUCACACUUACUACAAGCCCUCCGAAAGUCACCCCCUAUGCUGAAGUUUCGAUUCUACCCACCACUGCUCAACCAAACCUGACAGCAGUAGAAGAAGAGCCUGGAGAUUGUCCCUGUCCUAGAGAUCCCUUCACUGCUCCGCCGGAAUCACCUAUAAUGGAAGACAACAUUCAACACCACGAUAUCAACCCUUAUGCAGAGAUCACUAUACAACCACAGCCUACCAUUUUCAUCACCAGCAGCACACCAGUGACUAACACUGAUCAUAGUAUGGACCCCACUGCUACCACCGACGACGUUGGACAAAGCAGAAGAAGAAUGAGUCUGAACCCUCGUCAUUUCUACAGCAGCUCGAGUGUGACGAGCACCCCAGAAACUAAAGAAGUACAGGCGAGUCUAACUGGAAAUCGGAGCAGGAGGAGACUGAGUCUGGGGGCCAGACUAUUCCUCAAGACAACUCCUGGGACGCAGAGCUCGUCGCAGAGAAGUGGAGCUGUGAGGCGCAGGCUGAGCCUGGGGAUCAGAAACUACCACAGAGCAGCACCGUCUCCAGGAGGGGAGAAUGACAAACAGUCGGGCGAUUUGGUAGACCUGUUGACUGGUCUCAGAUCCAACGGAGUGUCCUUUCAGACAGACAACCCUGCAGGUCCGAGGCUGAGGAAGAACGUAACAGAGGUGGAGCUAGGCAGGGGUGGUAGCUUUCACGGCAGGAGAAGGAUGACCAUGGGUGCUCAGUUGUUCCGCAGACCACUACUUACAACUGAGAGCUCCACAGACGGUGGCAGUAGACGCAGAAGAAUGAGUGUGGGGGCUCGAUUCUUGCGCAGAGCUGUUGCCAGUGACACUGCUGGGGCCACCAGUGACACCAACACCAGAAGAAGAAGAAUGAGUUUAGGAGCACGACUCUUCAGCAACAGGCACAGGUCUCGGACUAAGAGUGAGGCCGGGCAUCGACUUGGUCGGUUCCUUCAAAAGGUUCAAACAGUUUCCGAAGACAGUAGUAGUGUGGCUGGUGGUGAGACACUCAAUGAUGGAGCCGUAACUGACAGUGAGGCCAAGAAAAGUGGAAGAAGAAUGAGUUUGGGGGCCAGACUGCUUCACAAGUUGAAGCCUCCCGGUGCACCAUCGAGAUCUGCAGCCAGUAGUAUGCUCAGCAUGAACGUGGAGUCAACCCAGACUUGCCAC
Molecule: messenger RNA, 3026 nt
Organism: Geodia barretti
Lineage: Eukaryota; Metazoa; Porifera; Demospongiae; Tetractinellida; Geodiidae
Source: the annotation of a GenBank genome assembly